Messenger RNA from Anguilla rostrata (American eel), 1911 nucleotides. It is a transcript of the gene rgs4, whose product is annotated as regulator of G protein signaling 4. The record is from RefSeq and is a predicted model, not a curated record. Lineage: Eukaryota; Metazoa; Chordata; Actinopteri; Anguilliformes; Anguillidae. The transcript is spliced from 5 exons. Bases 110 to 754 code for a protein of 214 amino acids.
CGAUGGCCACGCCAUAACCCUAAAACAUAUCAGCACAGAGCAGACAAGUGUGCUUUGACUACGAUUUAUUUUCUCCCUCUUGGAUCUGUAUUAUUAACAGAACGUAACAAUGUGUAAGGGGCUAGCAGCUCUACCGGCAACAUGCUUAAAGAGGUAUGUCAGUUCAUUUAGUGCAAAAGACAUGAAACAUCGGAUUGGAUUCCUCCUCCAGAAGCCAGACUUAAACCCUGAUCAAAGGGCAGCUAGCAGUAAGGAGAAGAGCCCACCAGUGAAGAGAAUUACUCCACUGGAAGUCAGAAAGUGGAAGGAAUCUUUGGAAUCCCUGCUGAGUAAUGACGAUGGUCUUAGAGCAUUUGCCACCUUCCUCAAGUCAGAAUUCAGUGAAGAGAACAUUGAGUUCUGGAUGGUCUGCCAGGAAUACAAGAAAACCACUUCUCAAGAAGACCUGGCGUCCAAAGCAAUUAAGAUUUAUGAGCAGUAUGUUGCAGCUGAAUCUCCCAAUGAGGUCAACCUGGACUCUGCCACCAGAGAAGAGACAAGGAGGAACUUGGAGAACCCCAGUCUGUCUUCCUUCAACGAAGCCCAAAGGAAGAUCUUCCUCUUGAUGGAGAAGGACUCCUACAAGCGCUUUCUAAAAUCCAAGAUGUUCCUGGACAUGGUGCCACAGCCCUUGAGCAGUAUGCCUUGUGGUAUGGAGAAGAGGGGGAGGAGGAACACCUCUGAGUUUGGUCAGGCUCUGCCUCAGUGUGCUUAGAGGGCCUCUGGAACAGAGCGAAUACUGAGCUGCUUGCUACACAGUGUAGAAAUAGGAAAAGCUGAGUAUUGCAGUGCCAAUGCAGCCUUAUGGUCAAUCACAUUUAAUGGAGAGAGAGAUUCCUUUUCACCACAUACCUCACAGUUCAAACAUGGAUACAUCACUAGAUGAAUCCACAGAAAUGACACCACUCUCUUUGUCCAAUACCACCCUGUAACUGUAGGUCAUGCACUAGGGACUGAAAGAAUCAGAUAAACCAUUCUAAUCUUCAGAAGUGCUCUGAUUUAGCCACAGAUGAAUGGAAGCAAUAAUGUGCAUCUAACAGUGAUUAAAAAUAAUUAAUGAAGUUUGGACAUUAUUUCUUGAAUAAAAAACUUGUUUCCUGCCAGCUGCUGUGCUGGCAGUCAAACUAAUGACAAAGAGUAAAAUUAAAUAAUUGAUCAUUUGAUGCCAGAAAUAGAAGAAUUUUACUUUCACAUGUUCAUGUUUUUACCAUAUAUUUUAUGUAUGCUUUGCUCUGCGUGUGGUUACUGAGCAUAGCUCAACUACACUAUUGUAAACUGUCAACCGGGUCAAAUUGAGGUUACAUUGUUACAACGGAAUCUUUUUUGUCAAAACAAUGGUCUAUGUUGAAAAAUUAAGACUGACACAGUAGAAGAACUUUUAACCAUUACUUUUGCAACUACCUCUCAUUUUCUCUUCUCUCCACAAGUUCCUGACAUUCCCAUUUUUGCACCCACACAGUGCAGGAACAUUUUAGUACAGUGCAUUUGCAAAUUUAAUUGGCUGUAGAUUCCGUUCACAUAAUCUGGUUGGGUCCCCUGGAAAGCAUGAAUAUAUAUUAAAAAAUGUAUGAUGUAUUUGUGCUUUUGUAUGCAACAAAAUAUGUUAAAACUGCAGAGGCAUUGUAUAAAAGGAAAGUUAACCUUUCAGUGUUCUGAAUAUAUAACAUUGCAUAUCUCUACAUCCAGCGUGGACAUAAGUAAACUUCAUUGACUGAUGUACUGGUGAGGAGGAUGGAAGCCAGUGUUUUCAUUAUCUGAGUAGAUAUCUUUCUAAGUUCUGUAAUGUCUUGUUGUAAGUCCUGAUGUGAAGUAUCAAGAUAUGUGUUUGUAGGAUGAGAUCUAUUAUAAUAAAAUCAACAGCCAUAUUUAUUA